UUCAGCCCUCAGCCCGUGAUCCGCAAAGAAGCGGGAGAGGCGCUGGGAGGAGCGGUGUGGGGCUGCGGGGUCUGUUUUGGGCUGAAACACGUUGUUUAUGCAAUGUUUGGUAUGUUUUUAUGUCGUGUUCUCUGCUAGGAUCCAUACUUUAUAUCCCAAUGGAGGAGAGAGUCUGAGGAACCUGGAUGGUCACAAGCCAGCAGAACUGCUUUAAUUUGUGUGGCAAGAGUGGCAUAAGGUCACCCAAAAGCAGUGUGAAAGACUGGUGGAGAGUAUGCCAAGAUGCAUAAAAGCUAUGAAUAAAAUCAGGCUUAUUCCACCAAAAAUUGAUCUCUGAACUCGCAUUUAUUAAGAACUGAGGACCUGCUGUGUUGUGAGCUGUACUCUUCACAGAAUAGUUCUUCUUCAUCUAACUACCAGUUAUACCAGUUAAGGGGGGAAAAUGCCCAACUGCUGCGCAGCAUAUGGCUGUGGAAAGACCCAUAAAGACAAUGUCACGAUGUUCAGGUUUCCAAAGGACCCUGUGAGCUUCCGCAAAUGGGAAAAGCAGGUACAGAAGACACGGAGCAAAUGGUAUGCGAAGGGCUUCUCUUUCCUGUGCUCUGAACAUUUUAGCAAGGACUGUUUUGAGCCGAGAUCCAACGCAGUGGCCAAAGCCAUGGGGUUCAGGGGGCUGAAGCUAAAUGAGGGAGCUGUUCCUACAAUUUUCAUCCGCCGGCCUUGCAGUAACUGUCACGGCAAGGGCUGUGUGUCCUGCAGUCCAAAGAAAAAGAAACACGACAUGGGAAUGGAGCCCCUGGACUCUGAAGCAGAAGAGUACACAGGGGCUCCUGUGGAUCUAGACUCUGAUGCUUUGGAGGAAGAGAAUGGAGAAGAGGAGAAUGAACACAUAGAGCAGGACCAUUCUGAUGGAGUGGUUACUAGUCCCACAUUUCGUUCACGUGGUUCUUUUGUGCGCAAUGAUGUAACAGUUGUCUGUGAGAAGUGUGGUGUUUCUGGCACCAGAGGAAGCUUCUACUCCAGGAGUAAACGCUUCUGCAGCGCAUCCUGCUCACGCUCCUUUUCCUCCAGCUCUAAGAAAUCUUCCAUACUGGCACAGCUACAGGGAAAGCCACCUCUGCGGAAGGGUCAUGCAUCACAAGCAAGGAGUUCUGCUCACACACAAGGAACAGGAACAGGACAUCAGGGCAGCACAGCUUCUGCACAUGAUGUAUCCUCUGGUUUUGACUGGGGUGGUUAUCUAAAGAAACAUGGCUACCUCGCUGCUCCAGUCUCCUGCUUCAGACAUGUGCCGCUGUGCGCUCAGUGGGAGGACAUUGAGGUGGGGUUGCAAGUGGAGGUGCUGAAUAUUCACACUACUGUGAUGUCGAAGGUUUACUGGAUAGCCACCAUCAUUCGGCUCGCAGGCUACAAAGCCCUGCUACGCUAUGAGGGAUUUGGGGAUGACGCUAGUUAUGAUUUUUGGUGUAACCUUGGCAGCGCUGAAGUCCAUCCUGUUGGCUGGUGCGCAGUAAACAGCAAGCUACUCGUUCCCCCUCAGGCACUCCAAAACCAUGUAACUAAUUGGAAAUCAUAUUUGAUGAAGAAGCUUGUUGGAGCAUGUACACUUCCUGUGGAUUUCCAUUCCAAGUUGGCAGAAAGCAUGAAAUACCCUUUCAGACAAGGGGUCAGAGUAGAAGUGGUGGAUCGCUCUCUAGUUAGCCGUACGCGUAGAGCAGUGGUGGACACUGUGAUUGGGGGCCGCCUGAGACUUAUCUAUGAAGAUGCAGGACUUGGAGCCAGUGGUGAGGUGCUCUCAGACUUCUGGUGUCACAUGUGGAGCCCCCUGUUGCACCCCAUAAACUGGUCGGUUAGAGUUGGCCAUGACAUUAAGAGAACAGAUAAAUCUGUUGACAUGAGCAGCCAUCCAACAUUUCGGAAGGGAUUCUCUGAUAGUGUGCCAAAGCAGUUCAAGACGUUAAGAACUGUUUAUAUGGAUGGAGGAUUUUUUGAGGAGGGAAUGAAGCUUGAAGCCAUUGAUCCUUUGAACCUGGGGAACAUCUGUGUAGCAUCAAUUCGAAAGGUGCUCUUAGAUGGCUACCUCAUGGUUGGUAUUGAUGGUGUGGAGAUUGGUGAUGGCUCAGACUGGUUUUGUUACCAUGCCAGCUCACAUGCUAUUUUACCCACAGAAUACUGCCAAAACAAUGACAUACCCCUCACUCUGCCUCCAGGCCAUGAUCAGGCAACUUUUACAUGGUCUAAAUAUCUGGAAGAAUCUGGAUCCAUAGCUGCUCCACGCAGAUUAUUUAACACGGAUCCUACAGGCCAUGGCUUUACCGUGGGCAUGAAGCUGGAGGCAGUGGACCUGAUGGAGCCUCGGCUGGUGUGUGUAGCCACUGUGCAGCGGUGUGUAGGCCGGCUGCUCUUGCUGCACUUCGAUGGCUGGGAAUCAGAGUUUGACCAGUGGGUCGACUGUGAGUCUCCUGAUAUCUACCCUGUGGGGUGGUGUGAACUCACUGGCUAUCAGCUUCAGCCCCCCAUUGGCCCAGAACCAAAGGAGCGACCAAACCAAAGCAAAAAAUGGCUGGGUAAAAAAAGGAGACGACCUGGGAGGAAAAAGACAGUUGAUGACUCUUCAAAAAAGCAGCUUCCUCAGCAAGAUGUUCAGGUACAGCCAGACGAAGCUCCUGCUUCUACUCAGUUCCCCUCAGACCUGCCAUCUCUGCCCACAGACACACCUACCAAGAUCACAAGCGUACCAAUCAUCACACAGCUGAAGACUGAGACGGAGGAACAGGUUAUUUCAGUUCAAGUGAAGGUAGAGGAGAUUGAGAUGGAAACCCCCAUCACUCAUAACCUACCAGCCGCUGACACUUCCAACACUCUCACCCCGCUCACCUCUCCCAAAAAAGAAGAGGGCCCUCUGUGAAAUCCUGGAGUGCAGCUUGUAUAAAAUCAGAGCGGUACAGCUUCUUCAACUGAUAGACAUGAUGAGUAGGGGAAGAAAAAUAAUCACUGGACUUUGACUAUGGAUUCUAAACUACAAGAAGAAAAUCACUUGGUGCUUCAUAUUAUUUUAUAUAUAUAUAUUAUGUUUUAUUUCUUCCUUGUUUGUACUCUUUCUUCAACAAGCUACUGAGCUGCUUAGAUCAUGUACAGUAUUAAAAUUAGGUAUAUUCAUUAA
This is a messenger RNA of Astyanax mexicanus (Mexican tetra), 3163 nucleotides long. It is a transcript of the gene l3mbtl2, whose product is annotated as L3MBTL histone methyl-lysine binding protein 2. The transcript is spliced from 19 exons. Gene Ontology annotation, biological process: regulation of DNA-templated transcription. Gene Ontology annotation, cellular component: nucleus. NCBI's taxonomy places the organism in Eukaryota, Metazoa, Chordata, Actinopteri, Characiformes, Acestrorhamphidae. Gene Ontology annotation, molecular function: zinc ion binding. The record is from RefSeq and is a predicted model, not a curated record. The coding region runs from base 443 to 2908 and encodes 821 amino acids.